Anopheles moucheti is the source of this 8389-nucleotide messenger RNA. RefSeq lists its product as uncharacterized. Bases 1 to 4917 code for a protein of 1638 amino acids. The transcript has a single exon. NCBI's taxonomy places the organism in Eukaryota, Metazoa, Arthropoda, Insecta, Diptera, Culicidae. Gene Ontology annotation, molecular function: protein binding. The record is from RefSeq and is a predicted model, not a curated record.
AUGACACAGCCGAGCUACUAUGUUAGCAAAUAUGCCGGAGAAUUCUGCAAGCUGGUGGUGGAGGGCGAUUUCAGCAAGGUUAAGUCGAAGUUCAAGGAGUUCGUGCUGGACUACCAAACACCGGAAGAUCUCAAUACGCCGCUGCAUCUGUCCAUCAUUGCCCAGCAGAAUCGCAAUGAAAUUAUCCAAUUUCUGGUGGAAUCGGGCGCGGAUUGCGAUCUGCGCAACUCCAUGAACCUGACCGCUUCGGAGCUGGCGAUCAACCUGAACUUUAUCGACGUGACCAAGUUCAUGCUCGCCGUCGAGUUCCGCAACCUGACGGACUACCGUUGCUUUUACCGGCUGAUACGGCGCGGUUCGGUGCCGUUGCUGCAGCUCUUCCUCGAGCUGAAAUCGUUCGACAUCCACCAGCAGAUCGGGUACGUGUCGAGCGUGUGGCACGAGCUGUACGUGAAAAAUGUGCCGCUCACGAAGAGCAUGGAGAACUUUCUCGAGUACCAGCUGCUGAACUACAGCUACGCCUAUCACCAUCCACCGGCACACCGGCCCGACCGGCCCAAGUUCGACAAGGAGCUCGAGCAGCGGAUCGAGCUGAUCGUGGAGUACACGCGCUACCUGACCAAGCACUACGGUGCGACGGACAAUCUGAACGACUACGACGACAAGUUCCUGCUGGCAAUCAAGAUCGUGUACGACAAUCUGUUCUUCGUGCGGGAGAAGCGCGAACUGGUCGGCUCGGUACCGGUGGACGAGAUCUGCCGACUGUUGGCGGUGUUCCUGGCCAUCUUCAAGAAGGCGCCGCACUACGAGGUGUACAAGCUGAUACUGAACAAACGCACCGUGCUGCAGUUUCUGUCCGCCGUGAGCGAUGAGCUGGAACGGAUCAAGUGCGAGAUGGUGGAGAACCGUGGCCAGUCGAGGUGGUCGAAUGAGUUGUUGCUGUGUCUGAUAUGCUGUAUACGGGACGCCGCACCGGCCAAAUCUACGAAGGCAAUCAAUGCGCUGUGGCGCAAGAAGUGUGUGCUCAAGAAGAAGCUGAUCUACUACGUGAAGGCACGCCUAAAGGCAAACCCCGAGCUGAACGCGAUCCAGGCACGGUACGUGAACAAUCUAUCGAAGGCCGAGCUGGAGGUGCUGCGCCACGAGCUGAGGGCGAACGAGUUCGUGGAGCUGACGCGUUCGACGGGACGCCGCAAUCGGGUUACCUUCUGCCGGUUGCGCAAAACGUACGAUCAUGUGAUGCAGCUGUACUCGAUCAAGAAGAUUCUUCGCUACCUGGAUGGGAUCGCACGGAUCCAGCUGCCGCAGUAUCAGGUGUCGGGUGUGCUGGCCAUCAAACGCACGCUGCAGGUGAUCGCGGAAACGGUUGCGAACACUCGCUUUUCGCCGGCUAUUGCGCGUAAGCUGGACAGUGUAGUGCAUAAGAUACUGCCCCUGAACCUGGACGUCGAUGUGCGGGAUUUCUAUCAACCCAACGUGUCGCUGUACAAGAUGUGUUCGGAUAAGCUCGAAACUGGUCGGUUACUGCCGUUCGCGGAAGUGCAAUGUAGCCUCAAGUCGGUGCGGCGUUACUUCGCCUACGUGCACGAUCUGAAGAUGCUGGAGGCGUACAAGUGCUAUCUGGGCAAUGUGCAUCAGCUGAAGAACCAUCGGCAGGUGGCGAGCUACAAUCAGUACGUGGGCGACGCGAAUCGCAUGUACUUCGAAAAUCACACUCUGGACGAUCUUCAUUUCGAGCUGGAGGAUUGCAUACGCGUCGUGGAGGAGUUGCAGGAAACGUUCAGUCAGCAGCAGGACGAAAAGCUGUGCGAUCUGCUCCGGUGUGUGUAUGGCCCGUUGGCACAGCGCUUCGAGUCACUAACGAAGGGUGCUGAAGGUGGGGAGCGAGCUGCGCUGGCAUCGAUCAGCGCCAACUUUAACACCGUGAUGCAGCUUUGCGGGACGGAGAUAGACAUGGCGAAGGUGCGCCGUAUCGUGGGAUCGUUUCUGGCCGAAAGCUACCCCAAGUACGACAUUUGCAACGAUGAGCAGCUGCUGCUGCUGAAUCCCCUCAUGCAAGAACUGCUGCACCUGUUCACGAACUAUCUCUACCAGUACCAGAUGGAUGAGCGGGUGACGAAGAACUUCGUGACGAUGGUCGAGGUGCUGCACGUCGGUCGGUACAUUGCCGUGGAUCACUUUUUGCCCGAGCGAACGAAACCUUUCGAUAGUUUGCUGCAUCAGAACUACACGAACGAUAUACUGAAGAAGUUUAAUCUGCAGAAUCUGAGCUCGAUCGAGUUUGCGGUAUUGCACGAGCAGCUGUCGCAGAGCUAUUACGACAAUUGCUAUAAUCUCGACAAGAAGUAUGCGGUACUGACGAUGUUCUUCAAGUCCACUAAUCGGCAGGUGAAUGAUGCGAUUGUGAAGCGCAACAAACGGAUGGAUCGGGAAGAGUUUCAAUCGUUUCUGGACGCCAAGUUGAAGUUUAUUGGCCAGUUUUUGCCCUGCAGUGACUUCAACGAAGUGACACAGUUCAUCAAUGAGGCGGCUCCGCACGUGGAGUACGCACUAGAGCACUGUUUGCUGGAGCUGUGCGAGAUUCUGACCGAUCUGGGCGUCUUCCAGGACAAUCAGUACGUGUUGAAGUUGCAGUCGGCGAAUGUGAGCGGACGCAACCUGCACGACUAUCUGCGGCAGGAUGCGCUUGAGUGUGACAUGCUGACGCUGACGCACAGCACCAAGGUGAAGGUGUUUCUGAACGGGUUGAUCUUUAAGAGCAACGAGUUUAAGCUGUACCAACCGCCGAGCAAUCAGAAAGCGAACCCGGACGAGCUGCUGUCGAUCAACGAAAACCUGAUCAACAACUACAAGAUGCGGUGGAGCUGGGUCGAACAGCAGGAGCGGCUGUUCAAGUCGGUCGAAACGAUAGAUUUGAAGCUGCUGCAAGCUCUUACACCGGACUACGCCGACAUACGUGGUAUGCGGUUGGGUGUGCUGUGCGAUGGUACACCCUCGACGGAGUAUGAAAUCAUCGACCACACGAUACGCAACAAUCUGAAGCAGAUGGUCGACUACCUGUCGGAGGAGCUGCAGGCGAUCUCGUUCGAGAAGAAGCAAUUCUUCCAGUACGUGCUCGUACGCAGCUCAAACUCGCUGUUCAUUGAUGCACAUUUCACACUGACGACGGUACAGGAGCGGCAGGCCACGAUUCUCUUCAUGGCGCUCUACUUCCGCGCGUACGACUUGUUUCUCGAAUGUGUCAAGCGGUUCGAACUGACGGUGAACCUCGGCAAGAUCAUCAAGUACAUCAAUCUGGAGUUUAUCGAGAAGAUCGCAAAGCAGAUGAAAGACAUCAGCUGGAACUGCCAGGACGGACACGGUACGACAGUGCUGGAUCAAUGCGUACAGAAGGGUGAUCUGCCGGCGAUAAAAAAGCUGAUCAAGCUGGGCGUUGACAUUUGCUCACAGACGGCCGACGGUACGUCGGCGUUGCAUCGCGCGUGUAACCUGGGCCACACGGAGAUUGCCAAGCUGCUGGUCAAGCAUCACGUUCCGCUAUCCUCGCUAAGUGGAACCGAUCGCUUGCCCCUGCACUACGCAAUCCAGUACCACGAGAAUGAGCUGCUGCCGGUGCUGUGGUGCGACGACAUUGAUGUAAACUCGGACAAAAAUCGACUGGUGAAGCGUGCGAUCAAGUACGGCAAUCUGGAUGCGUUGAAGUUCCUGCUCGACACACGGCAGGCGAAGCUUUCGACCGUCGAUCAGCAUCAAAACACGGUGCUGCACCUUUGCGCUAUCUAUGGGCGGAUGGACAUGCUCCGGUAUCUGUUCGACAGCCAUCGAAUCGCGAUUGAGGAAGACAACCUGUUGAAUCGCCGCAAUGCUUGCUCCAAAACGGUGCUGCACGUUGCCGUGCAGAAGCGCCAGACGGCAAUGGUUGCGUUUUUGCUUGACCGAGGUGUCGAUCCGGGUCCGGCUGAUGAUACGGGACGCUCGGCGUUUGAGUGGGCCGUCCAGGAGAACAGUGUGCGCAUUAUGAAGGCAUUCGCCAAACACACUCCAACGAUGCGUUCGAUUGCGGGAUCGUCCGGUGUAGCAUCGCACCCACUGACAAUUGCGAUCGAGCAGCGGAACGUUCGUAUGCUGAAGUUCUUGCUGCGGAACGGCUGUAGUCUCGCCGGUGAAUCGCUGUGCCUGAUCAAGGCCGUAUACACACGGUCUCUGGAGCUGGUGCGGUACAUCGUGGAGCUGUGCAAGCCAGCCUUGCAGUAUCGGGAUCCGUACGACAGUACUCCGCUGCAUGUGGCGAUUGCGAUAGAAUGCAACGAAAUCGCAGCAUACCUGAUCGAAUCGGGCGCGGAUAUCAACGCCGUGAGCAAGUUCGGUGAUACACCGCUGCAUGUGGCCGCACGCCAUGGUAACAUAGUGGCCGCUCGUAUGCUCAUCCUGAAGUACGCCACCAUCGACGAGCGGAACACAUCCGGACUGACACCGCUGAUGCAGGCGAUGUACUCGCGCAACCUGGACAUCAUGAAGCUGCUGAUCGGGGCGGGCGCCAACAUCGAUCUGCUGAAGCUGCACCUGGCGGAGAUUGAGCAGCUCGCCAAACUGCCCACCAUCCACAUGUUCGUCGACCAUUACGGGCUGCUCGAGUUUAUGGUGCUGCAGCUGCAGUACGAUCCGAACGUGCGUGACGGACGCAACCAGCAGGGAUUGCUGCACAAGGCGUGCUACACGAACAAUCUGCAGAUCGUGCAGUUUCUAGUCGACUGGUGCCGGCUGCAGACGGAGCAACAGGAUGCGAACGGGCGCACACCGCUGGCGAUAGCGAACGAGUGCAAAAACUACGAGGUGUCCGAGUUUCUGCGCAGCAAGAAGAGGAAAAAAUCGCAAAUCGCUCCUCAACGUUACUUCGAUCCGGCCGGUUUGAUGUAACACGGACGGUUGGUUCGGGUGGUACAGCACUAGCUGCUGCGCAUCAGUGUCAGAUCAGGGUUUAGCUCCGCUUUUUUCUUGCGUGUGUGUCCUUUCCAUGACCGGACGUUGUUAUCGUUUCGGUUUACCCAGUGAAGCUUGCUCUCGCCGUAGCCGAGAACAGUAGAAUAGAAAUGUGCCCAUCGUUUUGCAUAGCUUUCAGCUGUGCGUAAGAGAAGAUUUAAAAAACGAAGCAAUGGAAUACAGGUGUUUGGAGCAGAAAUGGAAGAAAUCUUCGAUAGAAAGUAGCUACACAGGUGUUGCGUGUCCCUAUCGUUUAGCACUGUGUGCUGCAAAAUAGGAUCAAGCGCAAGCGCAUCCUGCUACAGCAGCAAAACGAUAGCCGCACAUUUCUUUCGUGGAACAAACACUCUCGUUCCAUGUUAAUCACGAUAAAUUACAGCUUUGAAAGGCUUCUCGCAACAAAGUUCCUCGCGUCCCAAAGCUUGUGUGUGCUGGGAGUCACGAGAAAAGAUCGCGCAAACAUCGAUCGUCUGAAUGAUUGCUGUUGGUCGGUUCGGUUGGAAGUUGAGGAAGAGUAUGCGUAGCAUUUUUGUUUUUUAGAUGGAAUAUUUUAUGCUUCCUAUCGUUCCGGAAUCGUCCGCAGUAAUUUAAUUUCGCGUCAGACGAUCGAUUAGUGGCGGCGUUUGGUUUUUGUCGAUUUUCAUCACACUUUGUUUGGGAUGUACUAAAACAGAAGCCUUCAUAAUAGUGCUCAGCUAAGCAUGAGUUCUUGUAAACACUCGAUGGAUCUUUCGUUCAAAACGUUCAGUUUGUUUGAAAUGCAUCGGUUCUUCAGAAGAGCGUUUGGUUGGCCUAUCCUCAUUGGAUGUUCUAGUCAGUGUACUGGUUCUGAUAAUCGUUGUAACAAAACCCAACAGGAUUAGACCACAGACAGGAAUGUAUAGCACUGUAAAUGGUUUGAAGGGGGAACACAUUUGAGCAAAUUGAUGGCACUGAUGGCAGAUAGCAGAUGCGUAUUUAGAGCCUAGGGGCUCGUGCUGAGUCAGGCUAAGCAAGAGCAAACCGAUUGAUUUCCUUUCGUGAUUUUAGAUGAAACAGGUGCGUGAUUUUAGCUGUUUUAUAAACCUCCUACAUUCCACUGACAACAAACGAUGCGAUACACCGAUAUGGUGGUAACCGACGAUGAGAUGCAUAUUGUGACUAUUUGUGUGUGUAUAUUGUAUGGGAGCUAAACUCUAGACAAAACAACAACUACCGUAUGGUAUUGUAUUGCGUGUGUUUCAGUAACUGGAUGUAACUACCUUGGUGUCUGAUUAUAGAACUUACGAUAGGAAGCAGUAGAUUCGUAUCCCCUCGCCGUAGGCUAAGAACGGUGAUGAACCUUUAACGAUGCUUUCAUAAUGCAUCACAUAAGAGUGUAGUCUGGAGAAACGGACGUGGACACGCAAGGUAUCGGCAGAAGAUACGCUCACAUUUCUAGAAGCAUAAGAUAAAAUCUUUUAUUGUACCUUUUUAAGUAACGAAACCUCGCAUAUUCCUUCACCCGGAUGCAGCGCCCAGUGUAGUAACGCCGCUAGUAACGUGUAGCGCCCCCUGCUGGGAAAAAGGCAUAGAGACAUGGAGAUGGGACAAUGUUAAGUUAUAGGUUUAGUAAGACGUGAAAUGAAACUAAUAACCUCGCAUUUAUUACACGAUUACAAACUACCAUUAUAAUAUACAUACUAUAUAUAUAUACAGACUGUACGAAGAAACUUCUACUAUAAGUACACAUUUUAUAUGAGUGUCGUAAUUAUUGUCCCUUGUAGCUGGUCCAUCUCUAUCGUUACGGUGGUAUCGGGAUGAAUGAGACAAAAGGCUAAUACACGCUAUGCGAACUACAUGAAGCGUUUGCAGAUGGGUAGAAGCAAAUAAACUACUAAAUCUCUAACUACUAAGAAAGGUGAAUGCCCGCCCCGUAAGCAAAAGACAAAACAAGCGCCAGUGCAGAAUAUGAAAACGUAAAUUAUUUAUUAGGUAGACACUCGUUAUGCAUGCACCAAAUUUAAUAUAAUAUAUUAAAUGGCAAUGCAGCAGAGUAUAGCAAACGAAACGGAAUCAACCGGAGCAUAAUGGAGUAGAGCAAACGGAAGCAGAACGGCACAAAGCAAGUGUGUGGUAGGCAAGUGUAACAGCACUUAAUGCUACGGAUAAUCCUAGUUCCACACGGAUCUAACGUCCCUUCAAAAUGGGAAGGAAGGUUGGAAGGUUUAAAAAAUCAACGCUAAACCUCGCAUGGUUUGUGAAACGUAAUAAUACAUAUAGAAGUAGUAGUGUUAAGGUUGGUAAAAAAACCACAAACAAAUGUGUGUGUAUGUGUGUGCAUGUGAAAACUCACAAAACACGCAAAAGUCGCCAUCCCUCGCAUAGUACGUAAGGAAAUAAUAAGGAAAAGAAAGAACACACAGAAGAAAACGUAUAACAUUAAAGCAUAACAGUAAAGUGAAAACAAAAAGGUAUAUAACGAUAUCAAAACUACUGGUGAAGAAGAAACGGCAAACCAAACGAUUUGUAUCUGUUCAAUGUCUAAAAGUGUAGCAAAAGAAAAACAAAAAACAUUGAAGGCAAAAGCGGAACAGGAAAGAAGGUGGAACUCUCGCGAGCAAGCUCGAGAUGCACACAUUACCAAGUAGAAGCGAAAGCUUCCUUUCGUUGGAGCAAACAUUCCUGGCAAAUGGAUACAUACAACUUCGCUAAAGACGUUAAUUUUCGGAACCAUUUGAGGUUGAUCUGUGGGUGUCAAAAUCGUGUCAAACAAAAACCAUGUUCAAAUCAUUGCGUCUGUUUCUUUUUUGGCUUUUGUUUUGUUGUUAAAGCAACCGCUUUCCUUGUUGGAGGAACUCACGAAACGGCCUCGUCAAAUGAAGUAGAACGACACUGCCUUAUGGACGAGAGGGUUCCGGCCUCGUGGUGUUCUUCCGCCACUGUUUCUCUUUUGGAUUCAGUUGCCAGUUUUCAGCUUUUAUUUCAAAACGGUUCAUCGAUUCACGUUGUUUCAAUCUAUUACACAAAUGUAAAUUGCCACAACAGUAAACUGCGCACAAAACUUUUACUUCCAUUUUGGGUACGUUCCUAUACUCCUUCACAGUAACUUACAUUCGUUUGGCUCUUCUUUUUCUAUUCGGUAAGCGUGAAGUGUAGCAAAUUCAAUUUAUCUUCCAAAAUACUAUUACAUUCCUAACUGUAGUACGAUAAGGACCGGAAAACGAAGGAGAUGGAGGGAGAGAGAGAGAAAAAAGCAAACUAUUCUUUGUAUACGCGCAUCUCAGAUAUACAUUUUAAAUUCAGGAUCUGUUUUUUAACCCAUCCACAGUCCACGUGUUUUAUAUCAGCAGAUUACAAAAGGAAAGGAACUUACAAUACAAACGUGCAAACCUGAAAGGACUUUUUUCCAUCUGCAAUAUGAAGAAAAACCAGCUAUCAACAGCUCAGU